AUGCUCUCCGCGCUCCGAACCAUCCGAUCUCCGACGAGACGCGCCGUCACACAAUUGCGCACCGCCGCGACACAAGCUCAAAAACGCGCAGGCGACAUAUCCGACGCUUUCGCAUCGCUCUCAGGACAGGAGUUCACACCUCUGACGGCAGAAUAUGCGGACCUCAAGAGCCGUCUGAUCCGUGGGCACGAAGCCGAAGUGCGAGAAUCUUGGGAACGCCUCCUUCGAGAUCUGCGCGAGGAGAUUCCGCUGAUUGUUGAGCGUGGCAGUCAGGUUAUCCCAGAGAUUGAUUUCAAGGAUAUCGACAAUGCGCCGGAGUCUUUCAGCAGUGAACUGCGGAAGAGAGGUGUCGCCGUUAUCCGGAAUGUGGUACCAGAGCAAGAAGCGCUGCAAUGGAAAGAAGACCUGAGAGAGUACAUUCGCCAGAACCCUCAGACAAAAGCCUUCCCCGCCGACAACCCCCAAGUCUUCGAACUAUACUGGUCGCGCACCCAGCUCCUCGCCCGCGGCAACCCGAACCUCCUCAAGACGCAAUCCUUCCUCAUGUCCUACUGGCACAGCCUAAACCCCCACAUCCCGCUCUCCACAAAACACCCCAUAAGCUACGCCGACCGCCUGCGCAUGCGCCUCCCCGGCGACGCCAAGUUCGCCCUAGGCCCCCACGUCGACGGCGGCAGCGUAGAACGCUGGGACGAAGAAGGCUACGGGCUAGGCAAAGUUUACGACUCUGUAUGGAAAGGGCGAUGGGAAGAAUUCGAUCCCUGGGAAGCUAGUUGUCGUCUGCCCGUUAUUUCGGACCUGCACCAGGGUGUAGGAGCAUGCAGCGCAUUCCGCAUGUUCCAAGGCUGGCUCUCGUUGUCUACAACGGGUCCGUUUGAAGGCACACUCCUCGUCAACCCACUGUUGGCAAAAGCAACAGCAUACUAUCUCCUCCGCCCCUUCUUCUCCCCCAAACGCGGCGUCGAGCCAGGCGCGCAAACAACCUCCUCAUCCACCACAAACUCCGCCGAUUUCCUCGCCUCAGACAACUGGGAAAUGGAUAAGACACAAAACGCAUGGGUCCACGGCGCAACACCGGGUCGCGGCCAGGAACUGUCUCAUUUGCUACACCCGCAUCUCAACCUGCAAGAGUCCAUGAUUCAUAUGCCGGAGGUCAGGCCGGGUGACUAUGUAGCCUGGCAUUGCGACACCAUUCACAGCGUUGACAAAACGCACGCCGGAUCCUCUGACUCCAGCGUCCUUUAUAUACCCGCUUGUCCCAUGACGGAGGAUAAUGCGAAUUACCUUGUUCGUCAACGCGAAACGUUUCUUGCUGGUACUCCGAGCCCGGAUUUCGGUGGCGGUGUGGGGGAGAGUGAACAUGUUGGGAGGGUCACAGCAAGGGAGAUGGAGGGUUUAGUGGAAGAGGAGGGGAGGAGGGCUAUGGGGUUACAAGAGUGGGAUAGUGAUGCAGAGGGGUUGGGGCCGGGGGAGAGGGUUAUUUUGGAUCGGGCGAAUAAGAUUUUGGGGUUUUAUGAUUAG
Molecule: messenger RNA, 1521 nt
Organism: Alternaria novae-zelandiae
Lineage: Eukaryota; Fungi; Ascomycota; Dothideomycetes; Pleosporales; Pleosporaceae
Exons: 2
Coding region: 1-1521 (506 amino acids)
Source: RefSeq, a predicted model, not a curated record